Molecule: messenger RNA, 739 nt
Organism: Neolamprologus brichardi
Lineage: Eukaryota; Metazoa; Chordata; Actinopteri; Cichliformes; Cichlidae
Gene: sdhaf1
Product: succinate dehydrogenase complex assembly factor 1
Biological process (GO): mitochondrial respiratory chain complex II assembly
Cellular component (GO): mitochondrion
Source: RefSeq, a predicted model, not a curated record
UCCCGGUCGUUGCGACUCAGGCCGGUGUUAUAACGCAGUAAGGUCACAGAGAGCCGGGAGACGUACCUGUGACGGUGGAUAGGACAAACAGGUGAAGCAGCGGAGCCGGUCCGAACCGGUCCGAACCAGUCUGAGCGGAACUCCGUCAGGCAAACGUCUUCUUUAAGACCCUGAAUGAGGAGAAACAGGUGAAGCUGAGCCUCGUGGUGUGUUCAGAGUGGGCGUGUGAGGGAGUGCAGCUGGAGACACGCCGCUGUUGGAGCGUCAUGUGUGCAUAGCUGCUCUCUGAUUGGACUCUUGUCUGAUGUUGCGGCACAGUAAGCUGCAGAAGCAGGUCCUCGCUCUGUACCGGCAGUUCCUGCGAGCCGGGCAGGACAAACCGGGCUUCCUCCCCCGAAUCCGCGACGAGUUCAGAGAGAACUCCCGCAUCAAGAAGACGGACGUGAUGCACAUUGAGUAUUUAUACCGACGGGGCCAGCGGCAGCUGGAGCAGCUGAGGGACGUCAACACCAAACAGCUGGGCUCCUUCUCCAAACCCAAAGAGCGCGGCUGAAACCGCGUGACCUCCGAAAGACGCCGGCACCGUCAAACUGCUGCCAUCGAGCUCAGGAGACGGGCUGUGAAGGUCGCAGCAGGAUACAAGCUGCAGUGAAACAAAUGUUGACAGUAAUGAAUUUUAUCUGAUGUCUGUAACAAUAAAAUGUGUCUGUGAGGCUUCGUGUCUCCCUCUGGAACAUCA